CGUCCGAGGAGACAGCAGCAAUGGCUUUCCGGUGUCAGCGGGACAGCUACGCCCGGGAGUUCACCACCACCGUGGUCUCCUGCUGUCCCGCCGAGCUGCAGACAGAGGGAAGCAACGGCAAGAAGGAAGUGCUGAGCGGCUUCCAAGUGGUGCUGGAAGACACGCUGCUUUUCCCCGAGGGCGGGGGCCAGCCUGAUGACCAUGGUACAAUCAAUGACAUUGCUGUGCUGAGAGUGACCCGCCGGGGGGCCCAGGCUGAUCAUUUCACACAGACACCCCUGACCCCUGGGAGCGAGGUCCAGGUCCGGGUGGACUGGGAGCGGAGGUUUGAUCACAUGCAACAGCAUUCAGGGCAGCAUCUUAUCACAGCAGUUGCCGACCAUCUGUUUGGGCUGAAGACAACAUCUUGGGAGUUAGGGCGACUCCGGAGUGUAAUUGAGCUGGACAGCCCCUCUGUGACUGCAGAGCAAGUAGCUGCCAUUGAGCAGAGUGUCAAUGAAAAAAUCAGAGAUCGGCUGCCUGUGAAUGUGCGAGAGCUGAGCCUGGAUGAUCCUGAGGUGGAGCAGGUGAGGGCCCGGGGUUUGCCGGAUGAUCAUGCUGGGCCCAUUCGAGUUGUUACCAUCAAGAGCGUUGAUUCCAACAUGUGCUGUGGGACCCACGUGAGCAAUCUCAGUGACCUUCAGGUCAUUAAAAUUCUGGGCACUGAGAAGGGGAAAAAGAACAAAACCAACCUGAUAUUUCUGGCUGGGAACCGGGUGCUGAAGUGGAUGGAGAGAAGUCAUGGAACUGAAAAAGCACUGACCUCUCUGCUUAAGUGUGGAGCAGAGGAUCACGUGGAAGCAGUGAAAAAGCUACAGAACUCCACCAAGCUCCUGCAGAAGAACAACCUGAAUCUGCUCAGAGACCUAGCUGUGCACAUUGCCCACAGCCUCAGGAACAGCCCAGACUGGGGAGGAGUGGUUGCCUUACACAGGAAGGAGGGUGAUUCUGAGUUCAUGAAUAUCAUUGCCAAUGAGAUUGGGUCAGAGGAGACCCUCCUGUUCUUAACCGUGGGUGAUGAGAAAGGUGCUGGGCUCUUCCUACUGGCAGGGCCAGCUGAGGCCGUGGAGACCCUGGGGCCCAGGGUGGCUGAGAUCCUGGAAGGCAAAGGAGCCGGGAAGAAAGGCCGCUUUCAGGGCAAGGCCACCAAGAUGAGCCGGCGUCCAGAGGUGCAGGCGCUUCUCCAGGACUACAUCAGCACGCAGAGCGCCGAGGAGUGAGGAUUCGGGCACCUCUCUGGCCUCCUGCCGCUGAGACCAGGCCUCUUGUGACCACAGAAAGAGUCUCUUGGAUAAUAAAAUAGUUUGACUUGAAA
Molecule: messenger RNA, 1354 nt
Organism: Ceratotherium simum simum (southern white rhinoceros)
Lineage: Eukaryota; Metazoa; Chordata; Mammalia; Perissodactyla; Rhinocerotidae
Gene: AARSD1
Product: alanyl-tRNA synthetase domain containing 1
Biological process (GO): alanyl-tRNA aminoacylation; regulation of translational fidelity
Molecular function (GO): nucleic acid binding; Ser-tRNA(Ala) deacylase activity; alanine-tRNA ligase activity
Source: RefSeq, a predicted model, not a curated record